This is a messenger RNA of Haliotis rubra (blacklip abalone), 1312 nucleotides long. RefSeq lists its product as uncharacterized. NCBI's taxonomy places the organism in Eukaryota, Metazoa, Mollusca, Gastropoda, Lepetellida, Haliotidae. The record is from RefSeq and is a predicted model, not a curated record. The coding region runs from base 209 to 1204 and encodes 331 amino acids. The transcript is spliced from 3 exons.
UUCAAAGCAGACAACUUGCACCGCAUUAUAUUCUCGAAAUUCCACUAAAACACAUAAAAACCUUUUUAUGGGAAGUGAUCAGGUGUUACGCGAUAAAGACACGGGUCACCCACCUUGAUAGAUUAACCUUAACCUUGGAUGUCACUUACAUUUAACUAAGCCUUGGAACUUUUUGCUUCCAUUUGGACAUUGAUCUUGUCCCUCCAGGAUGGGGUUCUUUCAGGUGUCACUUGUUUGCUUGAUCGUAUGCAGUGGCAUCCAAGCUUCUCCCAUAAAGCAAAGUGUCCUUCCUGCUCUGGAUGAUGAUGCCAACAACGGGGGUAACGUUAUGGUGUCGAACCUACUCAAAACGUUCGAGAACAUUCCAAUCCUGAAGAGCAUGGUAGAGAAAUCCGGCCUCGACUUCACAGAGCUUCAGCACUUACUGGGAGAGCAGAACCUCAUUGGCCAGCUCGUACAGAAUGUCUUCAAACUCUGCCCAAUAUGUGGACAAAUCAUUGAUGACGCGGCCAAGACAAACGUAGAACUCAGGAUCGUCCUUGCUCUUGCCAAAGGACAGACUCCAAAUCUCUUCGACCUGUUUAAACUUGCCACCAUGAAGUCGGAGAACAUGUUCAAUGCUGUGGACAAUGCUGCUACCGCUAACAAACAGGCCCAGUUGAUUAAGGACAAGAUGAAGGAACCACAUCCAAACAUAACCAACAUCUGGAAUAUGAUUACUGGGAAGAAGCUGGACACUGGCGAUAUCCUGGACACCGACAAAUAUGCUGUUGCUGGAAGUUCCAAACGAAAGAACAGGCAUUUGCUGGAAUUGUUUGAAUUCUUCGUUGCCAACUGGCGACCAUUGGAGAAAGCCUUCCGGACGAUGUCCAACUUCCCCAUCAACUUUGUAAAGGUCAUGCAGUACUUCCUAGGCCUUGACUUCUCAUCUUUCCGGUUUGCUAUGGACAAUGCGCCAAAGCUGAACAAUAAGAAGUACAUGAUAACAGACAACAAGGCGAAGCACUCGGAUGUGAACGAAUCCACUUCUAGCUUCGACUCUGACGAUGAUGCUGACAUUAUUCACGUCCUUCAAGAAGUCCGAGUGAAAUACCCAAGCAUGCACGAUACGUUUGCCAGCCCGAAUGGUAACGCUGAAGCUCGCGAUGCCGUCCUGCAUCUGAUUACAGAGGGUAUAGAAGUGAUGAACCGAUUGCUUGGAUAAGUCGAACAUUCGGCGAACUCAUAGACUUCGUAUGAAGGAAGUGAGAAUAAUAUGCGUGAACAUGUCAUAUUUUCAUCAAUGUAAGCGAAAUAAAACAAUACAAUAUAU